Molecule: messenger RNA, 4260 nt
Organism: Salvia miltiorrhiza (redroot sage)
Lineage: Eukaryota; Viridiplantae; Streptophyta; Magnoliopsida; Lamiales; Lamiaceae
Exons: 9
Coding region: 1-4260 (1419 amino acids)
Molecular function (GO): nucleic acid binding
Source: RefSeq, a predicted model, not a curated record
AUGGCAGAUGGCACACGCGUUAAGGAGCUGCAGGAUUCACAUAAGAAAUUGGAGCAGCAGCUGAUUGCUGAAUCCAAAAGCAGAUCAGCAUUAGAAAAUCAAAUCAAUGAGCAAUUCAAGGUUUUGGAUCAGAAAAUUGACACAAAAUAUGAUCAGUUAGCAAAAUCCAUGGGGGAGCUUAAAUCGCUCAUGAUGGGGUUUAACAACAACAAGGAACCUAUGGGAUCAUCUCUGUUGGGACCAUCCCCAUUCACAUCCAGGAAAGAGGCUGUGCACAAUUUUGAGGGCAAGGCACUGAGUUGGAUACAAAAUAUUGGCUGUGAAAAUUUGUUUAACAUUGGUUGGCAGCAGUUCAUGGAGGAAAUAGCUCUUAAAUUUGAUGAUUUGAAUGAAGGAAAAAUGGUUAUAGAGUUCAAAAAUCUCAAACAAUCAGGCAGCUAUGAUGAGUAUGUGGAGAAGUUUGAAGAACUUAGGGCCUGUUUGUUACUCAGCAAUAGCAUGAAUUAUUCCGAGGAAUAUUUUGUGGCAAGUUUCAUCAGUGGUCUUUCUGAGGAGAUGCAGGGAUUUAUGUUAUUAUUUAAGCCUAAGACACUGCAUGAGGCUGUUGAGACAGGGAAGCAGCAGCUACUUACCUUGGAGGCCCUGUCUAAGAGGGUUAGGCCACCUUCCAAACCCUUUUCAGGUCAGAGUAACAACUAUAAAAGGCCUGAUGAUGCCCUGCUGCAUAAGUCAAAUACUCCCAGCAAUCCCAAAACCUCUAUCGAACUUCUGACUAGUGCUGAAAUGGCUGCCAGAAAAGAGAAGGGAUUGUGUUACAAUUGUGAUGAGAAAUAUGUGUUUGGUCAUAAAUGCAAGCACAAGGUCUUGUAUAUGACUAUGGAUGAUGAGCAAGAGCUGGCUCAUCUCCAACAGACAGAUGAGGAAGUAGAGUUAACUUAUGAGAAUGAUGGGCAACUGGAUGAGGUCCACAUGACAAUGGAGUCACUGUUGGGUCAUCAUAACUCUACUACAAUGAGGGUUAUAGCAAAAGAGUUAAAUGUUCCUCUUGAGAAAGAUAAACCAAUCUUGGUCAAGGGUGCUACUGGACAUAAAUUGAUAAGUCACUGGAGGGCUCAUGACUUUACAUGGACAAUUCAAGGCCAUAAGUUCACAUUCUCACCCAGAAUAUUGAAAAAUGAGGGGUAUGACAUGAUCUUAGGGAGUGACUGGUUGAAAUAUUCCACCCCUAUUAGCUUGGACUAUGAGAAUAUGACUUUUACUGUUUAUACUGGGGGAAAAAAGGUCAAGCUGAGAGCAAUUACUAACCAAACACAAUUUCAAAUGCUUUCUGUUCAUAACUUAUUUCACCUAAUACACCACAACUUAGGUGAAGUGGCAGAGAUGUACCUGAUUCAGCACCAAACCAGUGAGCUCACGACCCCAGAUAGUUCAGCUAUCUCUGAGUUGUUGGAGGAGUACAAGGAUGUGUUUGAGGAGCCUCAGGGUUUGCCACCUAUCAGAGGAACCGAGCAUCAGAUUGUGCUUAAGGCUGGGAGUGAGCCUAAACACCAAUAUCCUUACAGAACCACACACAAGAACAAGGAUGAAAUAGAAAAAAUUGUGAAAGAAUUGUUAGAGGCAGGCAUAAUUCAGUACAGCAGGAGCCCAUUUGCAUCUCCAGCUAUUCUAGUUAAAAAGAAGGAUGGCUCGUGGCGCAUGUGCAUAGAUUACAGGUAUCUAAACUCCUUCACAGUCAAGCAUGACUAUCCUAUUCCCUUAAUUGAUGAACUACUGGAUGAGCUACAUGGUGCAUGUUAUUUUUCAAAAUUGGAUUUGAGGUCAGGGUAUUUCCAAAUACUUAUGAAAGAAGAAGACAGGUAUCUAACUGCUUUCAGAACUCACCAUAGGCACUUUGAGUUCUUGGUGAUGCCCUUUGGGGUCUGCAAUGCUCCUGCUACCUUGCAAUCUUUGAUGAAUCAGGUCUUCCAACAAUAUCUGAGGAACAGUGUGUUAGUAUUUUUUGAUGAUAUCUUGGUUUAUAGUAAAAGCUGGAAUGAUCAUUUGGUCCAUUUGAGAGCAGUAUUAGAGGGAAGGAGGCUACUGAUCCUCAAAAGGUAUCCUGAAUGGCCUACUCCUAAGAAUGUUAAGCAGUUGAGAGGCUUCUUAGGGUUAACGGGUUAUUCUAGGAAGUUUGUCAGGAAUUAUGGGCUGAUCAGCCGACCCCUCACUAAGUUAUUAAAGAAAGACAAUUUCAAGUGGGGUGAAGAGACCAAUAAAGCUUUUGAAGAACUUAAAAUUGCUAUGGUGUCUGCUCCAGUUUUGGCAUUACCCGAUUUUACCCAACCUUUCAUUCUAGAGACUGAUGCUAGUGGAAUUGGGGUGGGAGCUGUAUUAAUGCAGGGCAAUAAACCUAUAGCAUUUCUGAGUAAAGCCCUCUGUCCUAAGAAUCAACUCUUAUCAGUUUAUGAAAGGACUGAUCAACAGGCUCUUAAGCAUUUUUUGGACCAGAAAAUUAUGAAUCCUGUACAACAGAAGUGGAUAACAAAGCUGUUAGGGUUGGAUUAUGAAAUUCAGUACAAAAAGGGGGUUGAGAACAAGGCAGCCUAUGCCCUAUCUAGAUACCCUCUAGUUGAUGUGGAAUGUCAGUCCCUUACUACAGUUACACCAUUGUGGAUGCAAAGGGUGCUACUUUAUAAGCCUAUUGACCCAGCUUCUUAUGCUGAGUACACUGUGGUCUCAGGAAUUAUACAAUACAAGGGAAGAGUGGUUGUGGGUUCUGGUGAUGGUUUAAGGCAGACUAUUCUGGCAGAGGUACACAAUACACCGUUUGGGGGGCAUUCUGGAGUCUGGGGUACUUAUGUCAGACUCAAGUCCUUUUUCUUCUGGCCGCACAUGAAGAAAGAUGUGGAAGAGCUGGUGCAACAGUGUGAUAUUUGUCAAAGAAAUAAGUCUGAGCAUGUUCCCUACCCAGGGUUAUUACAGCCACUCCCUAUACCAGACAAAUAUUGGACUCAUAUUACCAUGGACUUUAUCGAGGGUCUUCCUAAGUCUUUGGGAAAGGAUGUUAUCAUGGUGCUAAUUGACAGACUCAGCAAAUAUGCACAUUUUCUGGCCUUAUCUCAUCCUUUUACUGCUCAAACCGUGGCCAAGCUAUUCUUGGAUAAUAAUCUUGCCGAGUUCAACAAGAUUAAUGAAAUCUUGGAACGCCAUGGAUGGACGAAGUUCAUUCAAUGCUCAACGGAGUUUCUUCUCGACAAGUCGACCAUCAGAGAAUUCUAUGACAACAUCAAGAUUGAUGAGUCAACUGGUGAUCUCAGAAUAGAAAUCACUGUUUUCACCGAUGAGAACUUCUCAGGUUCCACGAAGGUCUCCAUCAACAUCUCACAAGCUGCAAGGGAAGUGUUCAACCUCCCAACUGAUGGACCCGCACCAUUCUUCACCGGUGACGAAGCCACAAAUCUCAUGAGAGAUGCGCUGAUGAGUAAUGCUCCUGCCGACCUCAACAUCACAAAUAUUUUGAGCAUAUCAAGAAUACAUCCUCAUCUCAGACCAAUCGCCAAAAUGAUCAAGAAAUGCUGGUUUGGCACUCUUGGAUCUCCUGGUCAUCUCUCGAGACCACACAAACUGUCUUCCAAAGCGGAUCCUGAAGAAGCUACACAAAAAGCUUCAGAAGAAGUGCGGAUUCCAAGCACUGAAACAUCUCAGCAACAGUCUCCCACUGCUCCUCCACAAGAUGAAGGAAAUCUACAGCCGAAUGAGACACGAGCAACUGACAACAGAGGAACUGAUACAGAAGAACCUCCUCUCAGAGGAUUCUUCCACUUCUGCCUAGAAGGAUUCAACAAGAAAGCGAAGUUUAAUAAGCCUGCUGACAUCAAUGCUGCAUCCUCAUCCUCUAACAAUCAAACUGCUAUUCUCAUAGACUUUGUGAUACAACUGGCCCAACAUUGUGUCACAACCACCUUUCCCUCAAUCAUUGCAACCCUGAAUCCCGUUGAGUUCCAGGAUCUUGUCGACUACUUCUUCUUCAUCUUUGUCAAAACCUUGCCCAAAUCUCAAUACAAGGAGAUUGAUGAAGUUCUCACUGAAGAGGAACUGGAAGCCUUAGAGAACAGCGUCUUUGAAAAAUUCAAAGAAGAUGAUGCUGAGGACACUGAAGUCCACCGUGAGUCUCCACCGCGUCAGACUGCUCCCGCCGAUGCAAGAGGUGAAGAAACAGCUGCUGAAGAUCAAACACCUGCAAGACCUCUCAACGAUGAGGAAACUCAAAUGCUUUAUUAA